This is a messenger RNA of Pistacia vera, 1689 nucleotides long. Its product is annotated as probable pectinesterase/pectinesterase inhibitor 33. The coding region runs from base 50 to 1639 and encodes 529 amino acids. Gene Ontology annotation, biological process: cell wall modification. The transcript has 2 exons. The record is from RefSeq and is a predicted model, not a curated record. Lineage: Eukaryota; Viridiplantae; Streptophyta; Magnoliopsida; Sapindales; Anacardiaceae. Gene Ontology annotation, molecular function: pectinesterase activity; pectinesterase inhibitor activity.
AAGAAAUGAUCCUCAAAGUCCCGAACUCCAAAGCACAGAAAAAAAGAAAAUGGCCGGGGUGAUGAGGCUAAUACUUCUGUUCAUAUCCUUCUAUUCAAUCUUUCAUCCUGCACUAUCGAGAAAAUCUUCAUCAAACAUAACCUGGUGGUGCAGCAAAACGCCACAUCCUGAACCAUGCGUUUACUACAUGAGGCGAAGCCACCAACAUUUUGCGCCGAAACACAAGUCCGAGUUUCGGCAAAUGGUAGUCCAAUUGGCCAUGGAACGAGCCCUCAAUGCGAAAAAGCAUGCCUUGAAAUUCAGGUCAAGUUGCGAGACUGAGCAUCGGAAAGCCGCAUGGUCCGAUUGUCUAAAACUAUAUGAUAAUACAGUUCUUCAACUAAACCGUACCUUACAAGGCAUUGGAGCCAACAAGAGUUGUACUGAUUUCGAUGCACAAACGUGGCUUAGCGCAGCAUUAACCAACAUCCAAACAUGUGGAUCCGGGUCCAUGGAUUUGAAUGUUUCCGAUUUCAUUAAUCCAAUCAUAAUGUCCAAUAAUUUAACCCAGCUAUUAAGCAAUAGUUUGGCCAUCAAUGGAGUAUUCGUAAAGCAAGAAAAUACAUCAUAUACAGGAUGGUUUCCCAGUUGGCUUACGCGGCAAGAAAGGAAAUUAUUGCAGAGUUCAUCAUUAACUUUUAAAGCAAAAGCAAAUCUUGUGGUAGCAAAAGAUGGCUCCGGGAAUUAUAAGACAAUUCAAGCUGCCAUUAACGCUGCUGCAAAGAGGAAAGGGACUGCAAGGUUUAUUAUAUAUGUAAAGAAAGGUGUUUAUAACGAAAAUAUUGAGGUUGGCCUCAAUAACAAUAACAUUAUGUUGAUCGGCGAUGGCAUGAAGUAUACUAUAAUCACCAGCAGCCGCAGUGUUAAAGGAGGUUACACCACGUACAGUUCUGCAACUGCUGGCAUUGAUGGACCUGGGUUCAUUGCUUGGGAAAUUACCUUCCGAAAUGGAGCCGGACCCUCUAAGGGCCAAGCGGUGGCGCUACGUUCAGCCUCCGAUCUCUCAGUCUUCUAUCGUUGUGCCAUCCAGGGAUACCAGGACACCUUAAUGGUCCACUCGCAACGCCAAUUCUACAGAGAAUGCUACAUCUAUGGCACAAUUGACUUCAUUUUCGGCAAUGCAGCAGUGGUCUUCCAGAACUCUUUGAUUUAUGUGAGAAGGCCUCUCAAAGGACAAGCAAAUGUGAUCACCGCACAAGGCCGCAAUGACCCUUAUCAAAACACGGCGAUUACAAUCCAUAAUUCAAAAAUUUUAGCCGCAUCUGAUCUAAAGCCAGUGGUUAAAGCAUUUAAAACCUACUUAGGGAGGCCAUGGCAGCAAUACUCAAGAACGGUUAUUGUUAAAACUUAUCUCGAUAGUCUUGUUAGUCCACUUGGAUGGUCUCCAUGGGCGCUGAACAGUAAGUUUGCUCUUGACACAUUGUAUUAUGGUGAAUAUAAGAAUUCGGGGCCUGGUUCGUCUACUAGAUCAAGGGUGAAGUGGAAAGGUUUUCAUGUUAUGACUAGCUCUGCUACGGCGUCGCGUUUCACUGUUGGAAGUCUUAUUGCUGGCCGCUCAUGGUUGCCGGCUACGGGUGUGCCAUUCACUUCUGGCUUGUGAAUCACGUUCUAUUAUUAUUUAUUAACUUCAUUUGUUAAUAAUUUUUUGCC